This is a messenger RNA of Diaporthe amygdali, 591 nucleotides long. RefSeq lists its product as uncharacterized. The coding region runs from base 1 to 591 and encodes 196 amino acids. The record is from RefSeq and is a predicted model, not a curated record. Lineage: Eukaryota; Fungi; Ascomycota; Sordariomycetes; Diaporthales; Diaporthaceae. The transcript is spliced from 2 exons.
AUGAAGCUUUACGGCCACAUUCUGGUGGCUUUGACCGCGGCCAUCCCGGCGCACGGACAAACCCCAUCCUCGACCUCGUCCAGCAAGCCCACGACGACAGUCUCCGGCCUUACAGCCACCCUCACAUCGUCCGCCUCCACCUCCUCAUCAACCUCUCAGGAAGGAUGUCCCACCGUGACCCUCACCAGCAACAUUUGCCACUCGUGCGCGACGCCCGACUGCGUUGAGCUGGAGCCCCUCACCCAGUCCUGCGACUGCCCGUCCGCCAUCCCCACCGUGUUCGUGGACUACCCUUGCGAGUCCGGGUGCGGCGGGAUCGGGUGCGCCGCCAACUACGUCUUCUUCACGGCCAACUGCACAAGUGAUUCCUCGAGCUCGUCGUCGACCUCGUCCGGCGCGGCGUCCGGCAACUCGACUGCGUCGGCGACUGGCACUGGGCUCGGAGGCCUCAACUCCACGGCGAGUGGGGUAACUUCGUCUGGAACGUCGACAAGGAGUGGGUCCUCGAGCGAGACAGGGACGGCGGCGCAGAGCUCGUCCAGCAUUGCGGCGGCUGGGAGGAUGAGGCCAUUCUGGAUGGAGUUGCUAUAA